Phycomyces blakesleeanus NRRL 1555(-) is the source of this 1074-nucleotide messenger RNA. RefSeq names its product G protein beta subunit (gene Gpb3). Gene Ontology annotation, molecular function: signaling receptor complex adaptor activity; protein binding. Lineage: Eukaryota; Fungi; Mucoromycota; Mucoromycetes; Mucorales; Phycomycetaceae. The transcript is spliced from 3 exons. Gene Ontology annotation, cellular component: cytoplasm; heterotrimeric G-protein complex. The coding region runs from base 1 to 1074 and encodes 357 amino acids. Gene Ontology annotation, biological process: G protein-coupled receptor signaling pathway. The record is from RefSeq and is a predicted model, not a curated record.
AUGAGUUCGCCAAGCGAUAUCCAAGAACGUAUGGCAGCUGCAAGACAAGAAGCAGAGGCUUUGCGAGAUAAGAUUAAGAGUCGAAAGAGUACAUUGUGUGACACUACACUCAGUGACUACGCAAAACAACACAUGGAACGACUUCCUCGCCUGUCAAUGAAGAUUGGAAGAACGCUCAAAGGUCACCAGGCGAAGAUCUACGCCAUGCAGUGGGGAUUUAAUGAGAAUAGUCUUGUGUCAGCUUCGCAAGAUGGAAAACUACUUGUCUGGGAUUCAUACACUGGAAACAAGACACACAUCGUGCCUUUAAAGUCUUCGUGGGUCAUGACAUGCGCAUAUGGACCAUCCGGGGGUCUGGUUGCUUCUGGAGGAUUGGAUAAUAUAUGCUCAGUGUUUAAUAUAAGGUCUUCCGCAGAGACAAAUGGGAGUAUAAGUCGCCCUACACGAGAAUUAAUUGGACACACUGGGUAUCUCAGUUGCUGCCGGUUUCCAACUGAUAAUCAAAUUCUCACCUCUAGUGGAGACACUACCUGUAUAUUGUGGGAUAUUGAUUCUGGAAGGAAAUUACAGGAAUUUACGGAUCAUUCUGGAGAUGUGAUGAGUGUUUCAAUUUCACCAAACCCUUCAAUAUUCGUUUCCGGUGCAUGCGACACAACUGCCAGGAUCUGGGACAUUAGGGCCAAUAAGUGUGUUCAGGUUUUCAGUGGACAUGAAUCUGACAUCAAUGCGGUUCAGUUUUUCCCGGACGGAAACGCUAUCGGGUCAGGAUCGGACGAUGCGAGCUGUCGGCUAUUCGACAUGCGAGCUGACCGCGAAUUGAAUUUAUUCUCGCAUGAGCAGAUCUUUAGUGGAGUUACGUCCCUGGCAUUUUCAAAAUCAGGUAGACUCCUGUUUGGUGGCUAUGAUGAUUUCAAUUGCCACGUCUGGGAUACUAUGCGCGGGGAAAGAGUGGGAAUCUUGCGUGGACACGACAACCGAGUUUCUUGUCUUGGUGUGUCUAGCGAUGGUAGGGCAUUAUGUACAGGAAGUUGGGAUAGUUUCUUAAAGGUAAGUUGUCUACUUCUUCAUUUUUAA